AUUGGCAGAAAGCCGAAACUGAAGUAAGGAUUUUCAGUAAUUCAAUUAAAUGUUUAUUUUAAGUUGUUUGGAUUAAUUCAUAUUUAUUUGCUAUGUGCGGGAGUAAAAACUGAUGUGUGAUUAAAAAACGUGUCCUAGUUUAAUGUUCGAUGUUUAGACAGUGUGAAUAGAUCUCAAACAUGACACUUAUAGGCGUUUUCACUGGUGACUAACAUUAACAAAUUUUGGUACUGUUCACUAAAAUUUUGAGUUACAGCAAAACUGUAUGCUGUGUAUAGUGUAAUUUAUUUAUUUUAGGACCAAUGUUUCAGAGGUGAGAUAUUCCACAUCAACAUAGUAUUUAAAGAGAAUGACAGCAGUCAUGGCUAAUGGAAAUUGGGAUCCAUCUUUAUCACACCUACUGGGGGCCUUGGAGGAGUCACGCCAGAACUUGCCUAGUUCCGAAGAGGAGUUUGGAUUCCUCAGUGAUCUGCUGCAGUCCAAGGAACUUCACGCACUUGUCAAGGUCCACAACAAAAUCCUCGACAAUGGCAAGGAUGAAAAGUUCCAUCCUAUUCUUUCCAGUUCCAUGCAGAUAGCACUGGAAGUUCUGGAUGUAAUUCUGCCCAGAAUCAACAUUAGUGAAGAUUGUAAAGAACUGUUUCUUCUGUUACAAAAACCUCACUUACAGGGUCUGCUAUGUGCUCAUGACGCAGUUGCACAAAAGGAUUACUUCCCUCGCCUGCCUGAAAUACCACUUGAAGUUGACGAAGAUGAAGAGACUAUCAAAAUAGUACAACUAGUUAAAAGCAAUGAGCCUCUGACAGGAGCACAAAGUGCUGAACCUAUUGUUGGCGCUACCAUCAAAACAGAUGAAGAGACUGGUAAGAUUGUGAUAGCACGUGUGAUGCACGGUGGUGCGGCUGACCGCUCGGGUCUCAUACAUGUUGGUGACGAGGUUUGUGAGGUCAACAACAUCAAUGUGGAAGGCAAGACACCUAAUGAUGUCCUCAAGAUUCUGCAAGCAUCGGAAGGUACAAUCACAUUCAAGCUGGUUCCAGCGGAGGGGCGGGGGGGAGUAAGGGAGAGCAAAGUUCGAGUGCGGGCUCACUUCGAUUACUUUGCCUUCAGCGACCCCUACAUCCCCUGCAAGGAAGCCGGCCUGGAUUUCAGGAAAGGAGACAUCCUACAUAUUGUUAGUCAAGACGACGCUUAUUGGUGGCAAGCACGGAGAGAGGGUGACAGAGACAUGAGGGCAGGUCUGAUACCCAGCAGGGCACUGCAGGAGCGGCGUAUCCUGCACGAGCGAGCCCACGACAAGAGCUCCAAGGAAGACGUGGAGUUGAGUGGAGGGGUGGGGGGUUGUGUGAGUGUGUGCUACCCCGGUAUACCUCCCCCCACCGUGUGCUCUGUGUCCCCACCCCACCUGCCCCCGUGCCAGAGCCGCACUAAAAAGAUUCUAUAUUCGGCAGCGGAGAGAGAGGACUUUGACCGAGAGGAGGUGCCUACAUACGAGGAGGUGGCAAAGCUCUACCCCCGGCCUGGGCUCGCGCGUCCCAUUGUGCUGAUCGGGGCGCCGGGUGUUGGCCGCAACGAGCUGCGCCGUCGCCUCAUUGCUACUGAUACAGAGAAGUUCCGCACCCCUAUACCUUAUACAUCUCGCCCACCGAGAGCUGGAGAAGUAAACGGCAAGGAAUACUAUUUUGUCACUCGUGACAAGCUGGAGGAUGAUAUCAAUGCUGGAAAACUACUGGAGUAUGGGGAGUACAAGGGCAACUUGUAUGGUACGUCUUCCGAGAGUGUUCAAUCCAUCGUCAACGCUGGCUACGUCUGCCUGCUUAACCCCCAUUACCAGGCGCUGAGAAUGUUGCGAACACCUCAACUAAAACCCUUUAUUAUUUUUAUAAAACCACCUGCAUUUGAGUUUCUUAAAGAGACACGUAACUCGGCUCAUGCGAGAUCCACUUUUGAUGAAAACAAUUCCCGUGGUUUUACGGACGAAGAGUUUGGUGAGAUAAUACACAGCAGUGAACGUAUCGAGUUCAUGUAUGGACACUUGUUUGACGAGACAAUCAUCAAUGCAGACCUGUCAACAGCGUUUGAGUGGCUAGUAGUAGCAGUCAGAAGAGUGGAGAGUGAGCCUCUGUGGGUGCCUGCGUCAUGGGUCCAGUGAUCCAGAGCGUCAAGUUGUGUCGACCAGCCGAGAGUUCCCCACUGCCAUCUCAUCACAUCUUCUCAUUUGUUGUUAGCUCUUUGUUUAAUCUACAUUUUCAUGUUUGUUAACGUUGCGUUGUUAAUUGUUCAUAGAACCUACCAAAGAGUAGAUUACGUUGAGUUGUUUGUUUAUAGCCUUCUAUCAGUGGAUUGUGUGAACUAACGUUGCGUGUGUAUUGCCUCGAGACACAAUCGGACCCUUAGACCCUGUGAUAUAGCGUCUCUUCAGUAGCGUAGAGACUGUCAAUAUUUCUGUGAUGCUCUCAGAACAGCUCGUUCUUACAAAUGUUUUCUUUUACGUCAAAUCCGCUUCAUCCUAAAUAUUCUAGUGGUAGGCUUGAAAAGUUACAGUUUUUAUAAAAAUCGUUGCAAAUUGUCAACCAUCUUUAGACUAAACUGAUCAUUCAGUAUUCCUAGUGCUUUCCUACAGCAGUUUCUGCCACCACUGCAGUCUUGGACAGUGUUGAUUUUCAAAUGCUUGAAACUGACUAAAAUGUCGCUAAAUUUAUCUCCUGUAGCAUUAAUAAACUAUAUAUUUUUAUAUAGAUCAUUAAUAGAAUUAAAAUUUUAUUUACUAACACAAAUUGAAACAUACAUAGAUUUAUGAGUUUAUGUACAUUUUAGAUCACAGUGUACUGAAGUAGAUCAAAAGUAAUAUAGUAGUAAGAAAUUUCUAAAUACAAAUUCAAAAUUAUUGCUUUAUGUGAAGUUUGGAUGAGAUUUUAUUAUAUUUUGUUAAGUAAUUUCAUCAAUUUUUACAUGUUAUAUGUAUACUUGAAUUUGCCAAAUAUAUAAUAAAUGGUUAGGCAGCAGAUAAUAAUAUACAAAUAAAUAUUUAAUAAAAACAGAUCUAAAUUUUGUUGUCAGUAUAGGAAUAGUGUGUGCUUGGGUCCGAGAAAGUGAAAUAACCAUUUCCCUCUCAUUUAGUAAUGGUUUUAUCUAAAAAAUAAACAUGUUGUGCUCUCUAUUUCGCUUUAUUUUUAUUAUUAUAAUUAUUUUAAGUUUUACUUUAUAUUUAUUUAUUUAUUUUAAUGUAGUAUCUUUACCAAUGAUUGUAUGUACAAAUAAUCUGAUGCUCAUUUUUUUAGUUUAGUUUAUGCUGACAAUGUGCAAAUAUUUUUAUUGGAUCCCAGUAUUAUUGUAGCUUUCAAUCAAAUUAAGAGCUACUAGUCUUCCAAGUGCAUUGCCAUCACCUGUUUUAUUAACUAAGAGUUAUUUAAGUAUUUUAACCUUAUUGUUCAGUUCAAAAAUACUCUUGAGUCUAGUCUUAUUAUUUUUGUAUUUAAGUUGAAUUCUGAUGCUCUUUAUAGUUUUAAGCUGUUUUUGUUGUAUUUAAGGGAGAAAUUAUGAGAAAUUGUGCUACUUAAUAUAUAUUUUUCAGAUUAGAUAAUAUUUUGUGUGCAUUGUUUAACAGUAAAUGUUAUUUUAAUUUCUGUUGAGA
This is a messenger RNA of Homalodisca vitripennis (glassy-winged sharpshooter), 3634 nucleotides long. It is a transcript of the gene metro, whose product is annotated as MAGUK p55 subfamily member 7. Lineage: Eukaryota; Metazoa; Arthropoda; Insecta; Hemiptera; Cicadellidae. Gene Ontology annotation, molecular function: protein binding. The record is from RefSeq and is a predicted model, not a curated record. The coding region runs from base 350 to 2152 and encodes 600 amino acids. Gene Ontology annotation, cellular component: plasma membrane; cell-cell junction. The transcript has 13 exons.